Oxyura jamaicensis (ruddy duck) is the source of this 4073-nucleotide messenger RNA. RefSeq names its product proteoglycan 4 (gene PRG4). The record is from RefSeq and is a predicted model, not a curated record. Bases 3 to 3524 code for a protein of 1173 amino acids. NCBI's taxonomy places the organism in Eukaryota, Metazoa, Chordata, Aves, Anseriformes, Anatidae. The transcript is spliced from 13 exons. Gene Ontology annotation, molecular function: scavenger receptor activity; polysaccharide binding. Gene Ontology annotation, biological process: immune response.
GGAUGAUGUCGUACCUGAAAGUAAUGAUCAUAUGGAACGUACUUUGUGUAUCCUUGGUGAUCCUUUCCUUGUCCGUGAUUCAAGAAGUGUCUUCUCAAGAUUUAUGGAGCUGUACAGGGAGAUGUGGGGAAGGGUAUUCUAGAGAGCAUGGCUGCCACUGUGAUUAUAACUGCCAAUACUACAUGGAAUGCUGCGCUGACUUCAAGAAAGUCUGCACGGUGGCAGUCUCCUGCAAAGGACGUUGCUUUGAAUCCUUUGAAAGAGGAAGAGAGUGUGACUGUGAUGCAGACUGUGAAAGAUAUGGCAAAUGCUGCCCUGACUAUGCAAAACACUGUAAAGAAGCACACACAGAAAAGACAACACCCAAGACUCCUCCACCAAAUAAAUCAACAUCCAAGAGGUCAUCUGCAAAUGAAGAAAAGAAGCCAGAGGAAGUAACACAGCCCCAUGAAAUUAUAGAAGAUAUGGGCAGUGAAGAAAUGGUGACCAGUCCUCCUCCAACUACAAAACACCCAGAUACAACACCACCAAUCAAAGCAACCACAAUUAAACCAUCGACUCCAAAACCUAGUUUAACACCUACCACAAGUAUUACCACAAAACCAACAACUUCCAAAGCUGAAGAGACAACCCCCGAAGAUACAGAGGCUCCAACAACUGAGGCAGACCCUACCAUCACACCCAAAGAGGAAGAGAUAACCCCUGAAGCCACAGAGGAACCCAUGACUGAGGCAGACUCUCCCGCCAGCCCCAAAGCCGAGGAGACAACCCCUGAAGCCACCGAGGCUCCAACAACUCCAAAAGCUGAGGAGACAACCCCUGAAGCCACCGAGGCUCCUACAACUCCGAAAGCCGAGGAAACAACCCCUGAAGCCACCGAGGCUUCAACAACUCCGAAAGCUGAGGACACAACCCCAGAAGCCACCGAGGCUCCAACAACCCCUAAAGCCGAGGAGACAACCCCUGAAGCCACUGAGGCUCCAACAACCCCUAAAGCCGAGGAGACAACCCCUGAAGCCACCGAGGCUCCAACAACCCCUAAAGCCACCGAGGCUCCAACAACCCCUAAAGCCGAGGAGACAACCCCUGAAGCCACCGAGGCUCCAACAACCCCUAAAGCCGAGGAGACAACCCCAGAAGCCACCGAGGCUCCAACAACUCCGAAAGCUGAGGAGACAACCCCUGAAGCCACCGAGGCUCCAACAACCCCUAAAGCCGAGGAGACAACCCCAGAAGCCACCGAGGCUCCAACAACCCCUAAAGCCGAGGAGACAACCCCUGAAGCCACUGAGGCUCCAACAACUCCGAAAGCUGAGGAGACAACCCCUACAGCUGAGAAGACAAUCCCUGAAGCCCCUGAGGCUCCAAUGACCCCCAAAGUCGAAGACACAACCCUGAAAGCCACCGAGGCUCCAACAACCCUCAAAGCUAAGGAGCCCGCCCCAAAAGUUACCAAGGCUCCAAUGACCCCCAAAGCCAAGACAACCCCGAAAGCCAUGGAGGCUCCAACAACCAAGGCUGACUCUUCCACCACCCCUCAAGCCACUGAGGCUCCAACAACCCCUAGAGCUGCAAAGAAAACCCCAAAAGCCACCAAGGCACCAAAAACUGAGGCUGAGUCUCCCACCACCCCUAAAGCAAAAGAGACAACUCCUCUGGCCACAGAGGCACCAACAACCAAGGCAGGCUCUCCCACCAUCCCUAAAGUCGAAUUCAUUACCCCUGCACCCCUCAACAUUAAAUCAGACACAACUAUUUCAGGUGAGGAGUCUGCAACUACACCUGUUAAAAAUGACAAAACGACAGCUAAACCUGUAACAACUCCUGUAACCAAAGAGACAACAACUAAAAAGGAAACAACCACAGUGAACAAAGAGAUAACAACACCCAAGAAAGACAAAACUACUGUGCUUAAAGACAUUUUAACAGCAGGUAGGAAAGACACAACCACUGUAACCAAGAAGCCUACCAUGGCUGAUGACUUUCCUGAAGGUACAGACAAUAUUCCAAGUAUAGCUCCUGCAGCCAAACAAGUUGUAACUACAGCAGCUGAAUUAGAAGCAACUACUGUAGACAAAAAGACUGCAGUGGCUACAGAAAAAGAAGCAAUCCCAGCUACACAAGACAAAACUCCCAAACCAAGAGAGAGUUUAGCACCAACAGCUAAGGAAGAAGAACGUCUGGUGAGUACCGUGAUUGUAACAACACCAGCAGCUACAACUCCCAUGCGCAAGCCCACCCUGCUGCCAACAACUGCCAAAACAGAUUCAGCUCCUAAAACCAGGGAGACUGUGACAACAACUAAAAGUGAUACAACUACAGAGAAUAAACAGACUGUAGCAGCAGCACCUAAUGAGUGUGUAAUUACCACUAAAGAGACAACAACAGAUAGUAAAAAAGAGAUAACUACCCUCACUGAUGAAACUAGCUACACAACUGAAAAAGAAAUAGAAGAUGCCACUGAAAAGGCCCCUAGUCUUGAAAAGAAAGAGGAAACUACAGUUAUUAGAGAGAGAACUACAACAGUUAAAAAAGAUACAAUAGAAGAAAUGUUUAUUGUUUCGAGAGGGACAUCCAAGCCAGAUAUUCAUUUCCAGGAGGUUACUGACACACGUGAUGAGCCUCAUCCAGCCAACCCUGAAACCAUGCCAGUAAAAGAAGAGCCUGAGAUAAACAAGCCUUUAAUACAAACUGUGGACUUGCCAGUUCUACCUGGAGAAACACAAGUGGACAAGACCGAUGAGAAGGACCUGUGCAGCGGGAAGCCGGCGGACAGCAUGGUAGCCCUGCCCAACGGCACCCUGGCUGUCUUCCGAGGUCACUACUACUGGCUGCUGAAUGGCAGGAGCCCACCGACCACCAACCCCCGCCGGAUCAGCGAGGGCUGGGGCAUCCCGUCCCCCAUCGACACCGUCUUCUCCCGGUGCAACUGUGACGGGAAGACCUUCUUCAUCAAGGGUAACCUAUACUGGCGUUUCACUAAUGGUGUGAUGGACAAAGGCUAUCCCAAACCUCUUGCAAACGGAUUUGCAGGGUUAAGUGGGAAAAUGGUAGCAGCGCUCCCUGUGGCAAGAUACAACAGCAGACCAGAGUCAGUUUAUUUUAUCAAAAGAGAUGGUAACAUGCAACAGUAUGUAUACAGACAAGAGCCAGCCAAGAAGUGCCAAAGAAAAGCCCGCAUUACCAUAAGAUACCCAGCUUUUGUCCCAAGGCUUGUAAUAAGGAGACGCUUUCAACGUGCAGUAGGAUUGCCAACCGUUGUUCAAACUGUCAGAAUCAAUCCAUAUCCAUCCGGAGUUCUGCGCAAGGAAGUCAAAAUGACCACCUACUGGAGAGGGCUCCCCAAAGUAAUUCAUUCAACUAUAUCAGUACCCAACUACAAUAAGCCAGAUGGCUAUGACUAUUACGCCUUCUCUUACAAUCGGUACUACAGUUUGGACGUGGGCAAAAGAAUAGCAAGACCUGUUACCGCUCUCACAGGAAAGACUGUAUCCAAAGACUGGUAUAACUGUCCUGAAAAGUGAUGCAGAGCAGAGGAUUUUUUUUAAAAAAAAGAUGCCAUUUGAAUUUUGACAGUUUGUCUGAUUUUAUUAAUAAAGACAUUGAAGUGUGUGCACACAAAUCUAAGUAUAAAAUGCUGCUUUAAGCUCUGGCUUCAUUACACUAAAGCAACCACGGGCAAACUGGCACAUUUGUAUACACAGCUGUAGUUACUUUACAGAUCAUUUAACUAAUAUUGCCUCUGUUCAGGCCUCCUCUGCCUCCCAUUGCAUGAGUUACACCUGUGUUGGGAAAGAAAACAAAUGCAUUACAAGAAAUCCUUUUCACCCUUUUAAUCAAACAUUAGUACACGUGAUAUUCAUCUUUCUCUAAAGAAUUUCUACUGCAUUGGAACUCUUCCUUUCUGGUAAAAUUCCAUCUCCUUCUUCCUCCUCUAGACCCUCGUGAUACAGAUACCUUAUGCUUCUGUCAUUUAAGAGAAUGUUGUUGACUUGUGAUACUGUCUCAGGCUCUGUGCCAACAGAACAAGUACAAGGCUCAUGCCAUAUUUGAAAUCAGUUAGCCCCCUCCUU